Elaeis guineensis (African oil palm) is the source of this 840-nucleotide messenger RNA. RefSeq lists its product as uncharacterized. Gene Ontology annotation, biological process: cellular oxidant detoxification. The record is from RefSeq and is a predicted model, not a curated record. Lineage: Eukaryota; Viridiplantae; Streptophyta; Magnoliopsida; Arecales; Arecaceae.
GAAAAGGCGGACCGAGUUGCGGGUUCGUUACCUUUCCGUUCAUAUCCGGGUGGCGCUGGGGAUGGCAGCGGCCGGUAAGUUAGGAUUCCGGGAGGCGGCGGAGAUGGAGGAGCUUCGGCGGAAGAACUCGGAGCUGGAGAGGGAGGCGGCGGAGGCGCGGGAGAGGGAGGAGGAGACACUGCGGGAGCUGGAGCGGACUCGGGAGAGGCUGAGAGCGGUGGAGGAGGCGGAGGAGCGUCUGAGCGUCGAGCUCGGGGAGCUGGAGGCGGAGGCGGUGGCGCAGGCCCGGGCUUACCACCUCCGCAUCAAGGCCCUCUCCGACCAGCUGGGGAUCGCCCACGACAUCCUCACCUCCGCCGGCUGCCACCACAAUCUCGUCACCCUCAACAAAUCAAAUUAGAUACUAAAUCAGCUGCUACUUUAAGCUUGAGCUUGAAGCCAAGUCGGGUUGCAUUCUUGCUCUCUGUACUCUUCUUUUUGUUGUUGUUUUAAUUCUAUUGGAUCACUUACAUGCAGCAGGAGCUGUUGGUGACGGUGUGUGUGGACAGACUUGCUGCGUAUUUAAUUUAGUUUUUUUUUUUUUGGUUAGAAAUGUAAUUUUUUCUGUUAAUGCUUAUUAAGUUGUGUAUAUAUAUAUUUUUUUACCUUUUAAUUAAGGUUUGUUAGAUGAGAUCCAUCUUGUAUACUUUAUUAUUGAGACUGGGUGGCUGGUCUUUUCUUAGUUUUUUCCUGUCCCAUUCUCCAUGCCUCCAUGUUACGCAUGUCAGAAAUGUCGCUUUGCUUAGCUUGGCAAAAUAAUGAUCACCAUAUAAAUUAAACUAUAUCCAAAGGAUACUUUCU